Corticium candelabrum is the source of this 1452-nucleotide messenger RNA. Its product is annotated as zinc finger MYM-type protein 1-like. The coding region runs from base 1 to 1452 and encodes 483 amino acids. Lineage: Eukaryota; Metazoa; Porifera; Homoscleromorpha; Homosclerophorida; Plakinidae. The transcript is spliced from 3 exons. The record is from RefSeq and is a predicted model, not a curated record. Gene Ontology annotation, molecular function: protein dimerization activity.
AUGGCAUUGUCUAUUCUUCGAGAAAUAGCUGAAUGUAUGCAGAAGUCUACAUUUUUCUCCCUCAUGUGUGACGAAUGCACAGACUCAUCCAACAGAGAGCAGCUGGUAUUAUGUAUUCGCUGGCUUGAUCAUGGCAAUGUAAAGCCACAAGAAGAUGUCAUUGGUAUGUACCAGAUUGAUGACAUCUCAGCACAUACCAUUGUCAGUGUCAUCAGAGAUAUGUUGGUGCGCAUGAACUUCUCACUGUCAAGAUGUCGAGGGCAAUGCUAUGAUGGUGCUGCCAACAUGAAGGGUGGGAAUACCGGUGUUGCAAAGCAGCUAUUGGAUGAAGAACCCCGAGCUUUAUAUACCCAUUGUUACUGGCACGCUUUGAACUUGGCUGUUGGGGAUGCUGUAAAACAUUACAAAGUGGUGAAGGAUGCACUGGACACCACUUAUGAAGUCUCAAAGCUUGUGAAGUACUCUCCAAAAAGGGAUACUGCUUUGCAAACGUUGAAGGAAAGUCUUGCAGCAGACACCCCUGGUUUCCGCACAUUGUGUCCAACAAGGUGGACGGAGCUUUGGGAGAUGUCAAAAGACUACGUUUCUGAUCCUGCUAUCAAGGGCCGCAUCAUUGGCGCUCAAUUCCAGUUUAAAACGUUUCGAUAUUUGUUUGGGGUUGCUUUGGGACAACUAAUUCUGAGGCAUAGUGAUAACUUGAGGAAGACCCUACAAUCACCCAAGUUGUCUGCUGCUGAGGGUCAACGGAUAGUUUUGAUGACUGUUGCAACUCUGCACGUGCUCAGAGACGACACACAGUUCGAUCUUUUCUGGAAGAGUCUUCAAGAGACAAGGACUAAAUUAGAUGUUGAUGACCCCAGAAAGAAGACAGUUCCAAGGCGAUAUGAGGAGGGCAGUGCUGAACCUGAGUUUUUCGAUGUUUGCAAGCAAUUUUAUUGCCAGCAAUAUUACGAAGCACUCGAUUUAAUUGUGAAUGCUAUUCAAGCCAGGUUUGAUCAACCCGGAUUCAAAAUGUACCGCAACUUGCAGGACCUUUUGCUAAAGGCUGUCAAGGGUGACGAUUAUAGCGAAUGCCUCAACCAUGUCACUUCAUUGUAUCAUGACGAUUUAGAUGCCCAACAACUGCAGCUUCAUCUUGAAAUUUUGCAAGCCAACUUUGGUCUCGUAGACAAGACUUCUGUGACAGAAAGGGAUUUGAUGUCGGAAGUAGUCUCCGUCCUUAAACUCAUUAUGGUCUUGCCAUCUACCAACACCGUCAGUGAGAGGUCAUUUAGUGCCCUCAAGAGAUUGGAAAGGUACCUUAGGAGUACAAUGAAGCAGGAUAGAUUAAAUCACCUACUCUUGCUGUAUGUGCACAAGGAUCGUACUGAUUCGCUGUCGCUGACACAUGUAGUUGAACAGUUUGUCAAUAGUUCUGAACAUCGAUUAUCAGUAUUUGGACAGUUCUCGUAG